This is a messenger RNA of Paramecium primaurelia, 1763 nucleotides long. The record is from the annotation of a GenBank genome assembly. NCBI's taxonomy places the organism in Eukaryota, Ciliophora, Oligohymenophorea, Peniculida, Parameciidae.
AUGUCAAUGAAGUCUUAACUUAAUAAAGGGAAAGCAGAACUGACUAGGUCUAACUAUCUUAAAAAAUUACAAAAUCUUUAAAUUUCAAUCACUACACUUCCAAAUAGUGCAAUAUAGGUUAAAACACCAAAUGUUUCAAUUAUCAAUAAUUCUUUCAAAAUAUUAUCAUAAUAAACUACUCCUAAAACUAUUUAAGAAAAUAAUUUCUUUAGUAGUCGAGAUUUUGAUGUUAAUGAAUUAAAAAAAUAACAUUUACGUACACAAUCUCAAAUUGAAGGUUUGCUUUUGAGAACCUAAUUAGUUGAAACAGCUCGAUAAAGAACAGCCUCAACUUUUAUAAAGAAGCCUAAAGCUGAUGUUAAGCCUGCUAAGGUAUAUAGAAUAAUCUAGUAAAUGAAUUAAGAAGAUGAAUUAAGAAAAUAAGAAAAACUAAAAAAAAUAUAGUUAAUGCAAUAAGUAGAAAUGGAGAAAAAAGAAAAAGAAAAGUAAAAUCAAUAAAAAGAGUCCACUCCUAAAAUUAAUUCUCUUACAUCAAUUUUAUCUAAAAAAUCCAAUGCUGCAAAAUAUAAAUUAUUAAAAGUUAGUCUAAAUGUUAUAGAAAAAUCAAAAGAAAAAAUUUAAAUGAAUUCUAUAAGGGAUGAUUCUAUUUAAAUUACUUAGAAUGUAAAAAUAAGAGAAAAAUAAACAGACACUAUUUUUAAAAUAUCAACAAUUAUAACAGCCUUAAUGUUUUAACGACUUCAUUCUAAAAUAACAUCUCCUAAAUUGGCAAGAUUAGUAUCAAAACAUUAUUUAAGUUUAAUAAAUUAUAGAAAAAUUGAGGAAAGACUUUUAGCAUUAACUACAAACCCUUCAAUGAAAUAUAUAUAAAAUGUAUUAAAUGAAGAUGAUGUUUUAAGUAAUGCAAUAAAGGUAGUUUAAGUAAGAGAAAUAUAAAGAAGAUUAAAUGAAGGACUUUCAUAAAGAAGAAAGGCUUCAAAAAUUAUUUUCUAAAAAAAAUCUAGUAAAGAAUUAAGAGCAGAGGAUAUUUUUUCAGAGAAAGUUCUAAAAAGAGUUAGAUUUAUUUAGAUGUGUUUUAGAAUGAAAGUUUUUAAAUUUAAUAAAAGAUCUAUAGCUAAUUGUAAACCUAUUGAGAAGAUAAGAAAAUCUACAAAAGUAAGAGCAUUUAAAAGAAGACUUGGUGAUAUUAUAUUUAUGAGUGAAAAUGUUCCAGUAUUUUAACUAUAAUAGGAGAAAAAAGAAUAAGAAGAGAAAGAGAAAGAAAAGAUUUAAAUAGAAGAAAAGAAAGAGAAUCUUGGAGUUUUUGGAAUGCUUUGGAAAGCUUAAAAUAAAUUUAAAAAUUUUUGUAGACAUCCAGGUUUAAAAAUACCAUCAAAAACUUGUGAUGAUUGGGUUAAACACAUUUAAACAUUAUAUUAUCCUAGUUUUAGAUAUAUUUCAGUUUUUUAUAGAAAUAUUGUAGUCUGGUCAGUAUCUUAUUAUGAUGUUACUUAUGAUAAAAGUUGUAUUGCCCUAUUUUUUAAAGGAGAAGGUCGUUAGUAAUAUCAUUUUCGUCUAGAUAUUCCACUUGUCACAAUGCCAGACUUUGAAGUUAAUAAGAAUUGUACAACAGUUUGGCCUACAGUAAAAGAUUAUAUGCUGAUUUAUUUAAGAUAGAAAGGAUAAUUGGCUUUAUUGAAUAAGGAUUAACUUCCAUCGGCUAAAGUUUAUAAGACCUCUUUUAUAUAAGGACUUUCUCUUAAGUCAAGAAGAAAACUCACUGA